Messenger RNA from Ectocarpus siliculosus, 2069 nucleotides. The record is from the annotation of a GenBank genome assembly. Lineage: Eukaryota; Phaeophyceae; Ectocarpales; Ectocarpaceae.
AUGCAUCAUGACCAGCAGCCGCAGGGCCCUCUCACAGCACAUCUCGUCUCGCGCCUCGAGAGCACAGAGGCCCUGCUCGCCGAGGAGAGAGCUUCCAACCAAGCCCUGAGCGACGAGCUUCUGAGGCUACGCGCCGGCGGCGCAACAGCAGCUGGCGGUGGAGGAUCUUCCGAUGGCUACGACAAAGACUAUGACAGCCCACGUCCACGGCCCAACAGCAGCGCAGGAACCCCAGUAGAGGGUGGUACUGAGAGGGCGAGGAGACAGGGCCGGGCCGAGGAGGAGAGGCCGCGCCCGCCGUGGCAGAACGUCCUGUACAAGCGGCAGCCGUACGCAGACAACCACGUGCCGGGUUCUUUCUUGGAGAAGCUCGUCACCAACGCCUACGUACGACAGCCGGACUUGCGGCUUUACGUGAUAAACACCUUCGCCGUCACGCAGCAGAUCUCGGCGGUGACGCUCUUCCUCGUCGUGUUCAUGCGCACGCAAGACGGCCUCAUCUCUGUGGGGACCAUGGUGAUGGUCGAUCUCUUGCUGCUCUUUGGCGGUUACGCGACGGUUUUCCUCGUGUCUCCGAAACGGAACAACGCCGGCAUCAGUGGCGUCAAUGGUGCUGCCCCCGGUUCUUUGGCGCGGUUGAAGGGUCGGAUCAAACACGAGGGCGAUGAUCCCUACGGCCGCGGCGGCGGCAGCGGUGGUAGCGGCGGCGGGGGUGUUCCACUCGGCAACGACGAAGGCGCUUCGCCCCGGACGGCGGCCGGCCUCGCCGACGGGAAUGGCUUGGACGACCUUUCGCUGUCCUCCGUGUCUUCCACCUUGGCUUCGUUCUUCCUGUUCCUCGCGAUCCUGAGGAUCAUGGCACCGGUGCUGCGAACACUGACGGUUUCGUACUCGGACGACACGAUCUACGCCCUGGCGGUCACUCUCAGCUUUCUACACCUGGCGUUCCACGACUACUCUUACGCUAACACGUCCAGUUCGGGACAUUUUCAGGGCACGUUGAGCUUGAACGCGGCUAUUUUUGCGGCGGUGCUUCUGGCCUCCCGGCUGGAGAGCAACGAAAAGGUGUUCGGCCUGGUGCUGUUCGCUCUCGAACUGUUCGCGUUCUUCCCUCUAGCGAGGCGAGAAGUGAAACGGCAUAGCCUGCUCCUGCAUGCGUCGGUCACAUCCGCCAUGGUGCUGCCCACGGGCCUCCUGCUUUACCUGCGGCACCCCACCCUCUUCACGGCCUACCUGGGUACCGUCGUCCUUGUCACGGUCGCGUGCCCCCUCUGGUUGCUGAGGGUGCAGCGGUACAAGCUGAGAAUAGAGGGGCCGUGGGACAUUGCGCACGUCGAGGCGCAUCCGUGAGAGGGGGGGGGGGUUAGGGUAGCGAUGUGUGGGUGUAUUUAUUUAGUUAGCUCGACCGCCGUUACCGGCUGGCCGAUGACAUCAUGUCAGUCUUGUGGCGAGACGAAACACGUUUUUGUGUGCGUGAGAGAUGCACGCAGAUUGAUGCAGAGUCAGGGACUGCAACCUCUGCGAGUUCUUUUCCAUGUUUCGGACAGGAGUUCUUUUUAAGUCAAAGGCAAGGCCGUAGGGUGAGCAGGCAGGCGAAGGGUGGUGCACGGGGUUUCGAAAACAGUGGUGCAGAGUUCUCUGGUGCUUGCACUCGGAUUCUGCUUCGAUGCCAUUUCAUUCUCGAACGAGAUACAAUCCGUUUGUUGGUUACUCGUCCCAGCGUUGGUUAUUCCUGGCGGUAGGGUAUCAUCGAACGUGCGAUAUUCCGGAAAAAUAAGAGAAGAAUGUUCUCCGAGAAUGGUACGCAAGUAGCAAACGGUCGUGUGUUCGCACCUGGGCUCGUGUGCACAUCUCCGCGUUCACGUUCUGCUGUGCACGGAUGUCCCACCAAGUUGUGUAGUCCGGUAGUCCUUCAAGGCUCGGUCGUUCUCGUUCUCGCGAACGCUAAUGACCCUAGGCAUUCGGUUGAAAGUUGAUUUAGUCGGUGGAUCGGAUAACGACCCCCCAGUCUUUCGUCCGCUUGUGUGAUUGGGUUGCAAAGGUCUUGCGGUUAGGGUUUGGGUUGGGUA